AUGACUAAACUACCCCUGAUUUCACCUGGAAUUACAGUCUUUCUUAUGAGAUCAUCCUUCAACGACGUCGUUCAAACAUUGAGUUCCUCUUUCAAAGUACGAAGUCAAAACCCUAAAUCUCCCCGCUUCCUUCUCAAAAACACCAUUUCUCAGACCAAAACCUCAUCUCUCGAACUAGAAUCACAAAACCUCUUCACCAUGAUCCGAUUCACAAGACCAAACCCAAUCCUCGAAUCCCUUUCCUACAACCUAAUCCAAAGAUGCUCCGCGGGCGGAACCCCAAAAGGCAAAACCAAACUCAAAACCCCGUUAAAACGCAACAAGCUCUCCACCACCAAGAAAGGCUCCGGAUCCAAACCCCCCGGAUCCGAAUCCGGAGACGAACCCGCCAAAGGCAAAACCCGAAUCUCCGACGAAAAACAAAAACUCUACGAACAAUGCCUCAACGCCCCUUGCCCCAUCCGCUCCCUCACCCCCAAAGAGGCCCAACGCGAGGCCCAACGCGAGAAGCUAGGGCUAAUCAGCAAAGACAAGCAACGCGAAAUCGAAACCCAGAAGAAAGCAAAGGGAAUCAACAACACCGAUUCGGAGCCGGUUCGGAUCGGAACGACCGGUUUGGAUUACGUCUCGUUGGGGAUUUUCAAGGCGGAGGAGUUGGUGAAGUAUAAGGUGACGGCGGAGGACGGGGAGAGGCUGGCGAAGGAGAACAGUAAGGUGUUGAUGAGGGAGAAUAGAGAGAGGAGGGCGGCGGAGACUGUGUUGCUGAGUUUGAAGAAGGCGGCGAUCGAGGCGUUGCCUGAGAGGUUGAGGGUUGCGGCGUUGGAGCCUGAUUUGACGCCGUUUCCGGCGAAUAGGGGGAUGGCCACGCUUACGCCGCCGAUUGAAGGGUAUCUGGAGAAGGUUAUGGAUGCGGCGAAGAAGAGUUCGAGUAAAGAGAAGUUGAGAUGAUUCCGUUUUUUUAAAAGUUGAUUCUACAUUCAGAAUGGAACAGAACCGAGAAGUGCCAUAGGCAGAAACUUUAAGAGACUGUUUCUAGGGAUUCCAAGCUUGAGUUAAGAGCAUACAUUGAUGCAGCUUCUUGUCUUUUAUUUUGCAAACUCGAUAAGUGAUCAAGUCUGAAUCUUAAUAAAUUCUUAAAGCUGCGUAUCUUGAUAAGUCAUAAAGUCGUUGUAUCUCGCUUUUUUUUGGAACAACCCAAGUCUCUGCAUCUCUGGAACUUGGCCUUAUAAUACGUCCCUGAUUCAAAUGUUUUUUACCAACUAUGAUCCAUUAGGAUCUCAAAAACAUUAACGUUCUUCUUUCACUUGUAUUAAAACAACAAUGGGUAACAAUAAAACAAACUAAAAUGGAGUAGGCUGUAAAAGUCUUUACAUAACGUGAGAUUAAUCUGGCUUCUAGCAACUCAAAAAUGUAAGUACCACUGGAAUCCUUAUGACAGCCUUAAGGGAUGUAUUGCGACGCCAUUUUGCGCAGACUUUAGGCAUCCCCAUCUUCCAAAUCGCGUUUCCUGCCAUAGCGAACACAACAGUUUCGAGAUUAGCAUUCACACACACACAAAAAAAAAAACAGAGAACAAAGAAAGACACAAGAUAAGAGAGAA
Messenger RNA from Eruca vesicaria subsp. sativa (arugula), 1600 nucleotides. Lineage: Eukaryota; Viridiplantae; Streptophyta; Magnoliopsida; Brassicales; Brassicaceae. The record is from the annotation of a GenBank genome assembly.